AACAGCUAACUAAGGAUAAACAAACAAGUUUUUUAAAGUAACCCUUUUCGAACAGCCUAAGCAGGUUAGGUAGAUUUCUAUGCAUAGGUAUAGUUUAUUAACUGGGUGUGUUUAAAAUUUAAAGUCCAAGCUUUCAACUUUCACAAGUUAUCAAAUGAAACUGUUUAGUACAAGUCGUAAUACAUGCUCCAUUCUCGAUCUAACUUCUAAAGGUUGAAUACAUCGUUAGUACUGCCCUUUUCGUCCCUUUAAUCUGCUAGUCAGUCGCUUAACUUUGAAAUAUUUCAAAAACCCAAUAAUAGAUGAAUAUUUUCACUGUACGACCAAAUCAUAGAACAAAUUUUUCGCUUGGCCAUCAGGAAAGCAAACAAGAAAUAUUGAUUGUUCAUCGCUUCGAAAGGGAUUAUUCCACCAAGAGACUGCCUGAAGUUCAAGGGCUUAAAGCUACAAAACAAGGGGAUGUUCUAGUCAAUGUAUCAUGGCAGGAGUCACCGAAAGAAGUGGGGUCCAAUUUAAUUAGUUGCGGCCAUCAGGGCCAAUCAAUUACCGUGAAAAUAUUGACUUUUCCCUAUCGGGCAAGUAAGCAAUGAAACCGGAUACCCGCCCGGUGGAUUGGUCAGUUCGCAGAGACCCCUAGACAGCACAAUGUCCCACGUCUGCCGAGACCUUCGACUGUACCUCCGCUUGCUGCACCUAAUGGGCAUGAUGUGCUGGCGCUUCGAUCCGGAGCACUGUCAGCUCCUGGACUCGCCUGGCCUCGACCGCUAUGCCCUGGUUUAUGCGGCCUUCGUUCUGGUCGCCAGCACGGGCUGCUUCGCCUUCGCCCACCUGCAGCCCCACCGCUUCCACAUAGCCAUCUACAACCGGACGGGCAACGUCUACGAGACCGUCAUCUUUCGAAGCACGUGCCUGGUGCUCGUGCUGCUCUACGUGCUCCUCUACGUGCGGCGGCACCGGCACAGAAGCCUGGUGCAGCACCUGUUGCGCCUCAACAGGCGGUGCGUCGACAGCAGCACGGACCGCCAGUUCCUGCACAACCUCCUCCUCUACGGCGUGCUCACCGCGGUCUGCUGCGGCAACUACUUCCACGGCUACAGUCGCGCAGGACUGGCCGCGCUCCCGCUGGCUUUAUGCCUGGUGGUCUACACCUACGCCUACUCGGUGCUUUGCCUGCUGCUGGUGUUCUUCGUCUGCCUCAAGCAGGUCAUGGCCGCCGGCCUGACGCACUUCAACCAGCAGCUGGGCCAGGGCGCGUUGCUCCCCGCCCUCCGGGGCAGGCAGCAGAUUGUGGAGGUGUGCGGCGGGGAGCUGAACGCCUGCUUCGGCCCGCUCAUGCUGCCCAUUGUGGCCCUGGUGCUGCUGAUGGCGCCUGCAGGGCCCUUCUACCUUAUCAGCACCGUGCUGGAGGGCAAGUUCGGUCCGCACGGCGGGCUCGCGAUGCUUCUGACCUCCUCCAUCUGGGACGCACCCUGGAUGGUUAUGUUGGUUCUUAUGCUGCGCACGAACGGCAUUGCGGUGGAAGCGAACAAGACCGCAAAGAUAUUGGCUAAAGUACCCAGGACCGGAACUGGAUUGGAUAGGAUGAUUGACAAGUUUCUGCUCAAGAACCUGAGGCAACAGCCCAUUUUAACGGCCUUCGGCUUCUUCGCCUUGGACAAGAGCACUUUGUUCAAGCUAUUUACAGCGAUCUUUACGUACAUGGUAAUUCUGGUACAGUUCAAGGAAAUGGAAAACUCUACAAAGGCCAUUGGAAAGGUUUAAUGACUUAC
Messenger RNA from Drosophila ficusphila, 1769 nucleotides. Its product is annotated as gustatory and pheromone receptor 39a-like. Bases 646 to 1761 code for a protein of 371 amino acids. Gene Ontology annotation, biological process: sensory perception of taste. Lineage: Eukaryota; Metazoa; Arthropoda; Insecta; Diptera; Drosophilidae. The record is from RefSeq and is a predicted model, not a curated record. Gene Ontology annotation, cellular component: axon; neuronal cell body; dendrite. The transcript is spliced from 4 exons.